Molecule: messenger RNA, 963 nt
Organism: Mus caroli (Ryukyu mouse)
Lineage: Eukaryota; Metazoa; Chordata; Mammalia; Rodentia; Muridae
Product: olfactory receptor 5I1-like
Biological process (GO): G protein-coupled receptor signaling pathway
Cellular component (GO): membrane
Molecular function (GO): olfactory receptor activity; G protein-coupled receptor activity
Source: RefSeq, a predicted model, not a curated record
AAACCAAAAUUUCUACAAAUAAUGAGUCUGGAGAACAGCACUGUGAAGACUGAAUUCUAUCUCCUGGGAUUCAGUGAUCAUCCAGAGCUCCAGAGUCUCCUAUUUGCUGUGUUUUUCUCCAUCUACUUCAUUACUCUGAUGGGGAAUAUUGGCAUGAUCUUAUUGAUCACAGUCAGUCCUAAUUUACACAUUCCCAUGUACUUUUUCCUCUGUAUGCUGUCCUUCAUAGAUACAUGUUCCUCCUCUGCCAUUGCCCCCAAAUUACUUGUGGAUCUGAUUUCUGACAAGAAGGUGAUUUCUUACAAUGGCUGUGCUACACAGUUUUAUUUUUUCUGCUCUCUGGUUGAUACAGAAUCUUUCCUUUUGGCUGCCAUGGCUUAUGACAGGUACAUUGCAAUCUGUAACCCCCUGCUCUAUACUGUAAUUAUGUCUAAGAGGGUCUGUACUCAGCUGGCAUUUGGAGCAUUCUUGGGUGGAACUAUGAGUUCAAUAAUCCAUACUACUAACACUUUCCAGUUGUCAUUCUGCUCCAAAGAAAUUAACCAUUUUUUUUGUGAUAUGACUCCACUCUUCUCUCUGUCCUGCUUUGAUACUUACACACAUGACAUAAUAUUGGUGGUUUUCGCAAGUUUGGUAGAAGCUGUCUGUCUUUUUGCUGUCCUCCUCUCCUAUAUGUAUAUUAUAGUGGCCAUUCUUAAAACAGGUUCUGCAGAAGGAAGAAAGAAAGGGUUCUCUACUUGUGCGUCUCACCUGGCCGUAAUCACCAUUUAUCAUGGCACCCUGAUUUUUAUUUAUUUGCGUCCUAGUACAGGACAUUCCAUGGAUAUUGAUAAAGUGACUUCUGUGUUCUAUACAUUGAUUAUACCCAUGCUUAACCCCUUGAUAUAUAGUCUCAGGAACAAAGAUGUCAAAUUUGCCUUUAGAAAAAUUAUUAGCAAAAAAAUUGUUUUUUUAGUUAUUUAA